ACUAGUAGGUCAAAGUAAUUAGAGACACCAUUUUUAAGACUAAUCAUUAGAUUCUAAACAAAUGUACAAGUCAAAAAAAACAACACAAGAGAAGACCCAUUCUUAAAGAGUGAAGACAUUCCUCUCCAACCACAAUACAAAUUGAUUCUCCCCCACACCCCUAUAUGCCAUAGCCAUGAGACCACCACCACUAUCUCUAUAACUCUCCUUCCCCCGCCAUCUUUCUUACAGUCUUUUUCUAUCUUCAAGCUCUCAUUCUUUCCUUGAUCUUCCUCAUAAAAGAAUCAAGAAAAUUAUUGAGGGUUCAAGAAAAUGUUGGGCAAGAAGAUGGUUUCUUUCAAGAAACUUGCCAAGAAGGUGAAGGUUAUUGGUAAAGGUAAUGGGUGUGAGGCAUCACAACAAGAGUGUUUGCUUGGAGGAUAUGAGGAUGAAUCUUGUUUGAGUACCAGUACAACACCAACUGGUUUUUUUGCUCUAUAUGUAGGAGAGGAGAGGGAAAGAUUUGUAGUUCCAACGAGUUUUCUCAAUCAUCCACUCUUCAAGAUGCUGUUAGAGAAGUCAUUCGAUGAGUUAAAUGGAUUUGAACAAAAGAAUAGGCUUGUUGUUCCAUGUAGUGUAUCCACAUUUCAAGAAGUUGUAAAUGCUAUUGGAUGUUGUAAUGGUAGGUUUGAUUUUGGAGAUUUGGUUGAGGAAUUUAUUUAAAGAAGAAGAAAAAAUAGAAACCUAUUCCAUGAGGUAGACUUUUAUGUAAAAAUACAUAUACUCAUGUAUAUCUGUUAACAUGGUUAGGCUAAUUUUUGAUCUUAUCAAUGACAAUUUACGAGUUUCUAGCUAGCUUGGAAAUCAUAGUUAGAGAAUGAAGUGAAUCUUUUAGGUGAGAUGCUUUUAUUUUCUCUUCUUUAAUUCUUCUUUUCCCUUUUUCUUUUUCUGGGUAGAGGGUGUCAACAGCAACACAAGUUUUGACAAAGUUACUGGGUGGAUAGAAAUCCCAUGCAGGUGAUGUUAAGCUUACCAGUCCUGUGUCUCGACUGCCUGAUAAUUUCUUAAGAAGCCUUCAUGCUCUCUUUUUCUUGCUUCUAAGACCCAUUAUUAUGUCUUGGUGCAUAGCAAGGUAGUGUGCAGGAAAGUAUCAACGGCAGUAACAAUUAAAAGGAAGAGGGAACGUCAGCAUUAAUUACUACAAUAAUGCGAUAACCUCAGUUGAUCGAGCUUGCUAUGGACUAUAGAUUAGGCAUAAGCACGAAAAGAAGAUUAUGAACACUAAUCCGACUUUUCUAAUUAAUGGUAAUGAAGUUGUAUUUUGGUUGAAAUCUACUAAGGAAUUCAUUUGACUUGAAAGAAAAAAUAAUAUGAGAGAAAAAAUAAAAUAAAAUAAAAAAAAUUGAAAGAGAUAUUUUAAUAUUAUAAAAUAUAUCGAUUUAUUAAUAUGAAAUUCAAUCGAAAAUUCUAUCUAUUUCUUUAAAAGUUAGUUUAGAUAUUACUAAUUCCAUGAAUUUGAUAUUGUAUAAUUCUAAAUUAACUUUAUACCAAUCAAAAUCCAUAAAUUUUAUAUUGCAAAUAAUUAUAUAGGUUUUAUAAAUUUUAACUAAACUGAAUGAAAGAAGUGUAAUUUCAAUUUUUUUGCCAGCAUACACUAUAAAGUAAGUAAGUACCAGGGCCGACUUAACAAAAAUAUAGCCUAGACAAGAAAAGAUAUUCAUACAAAAGAAUUUUCGAGGGUAUUUUGUGGAACCCUAAUUUUCCUUUGUCAAUAUUUUAAAAAAAUAAAAUAAAAAAUUUGAGAGACCCUUUUCUUCUAGGAGGCUCUAGAUACAGGCCUUGGUGGCCUUAUUCUAAGCACUUCACCUUUC
This is a messenger RNA of Ricinus communis (castor bean), 1850 nucleotides long. Its product is annotated as auxin-responsive protein SAUR15. The transcript has a single exon. The coding region runs from base 313 to 702 and encodes 129 amino acids. The record is from RefSeq and is a predicted model, not a curated record. Gene Ontology annotation, biological process: response to auxin. NCBI's taxonomy places the organism in Eukaryota, Viridiplantae, Streptophyta, Magnoliopsida, Malpighiales, Euphorbiaceae.